AUGAAGCCUGUUGCCGUAUACUCUACAGUCCUCGGAUGCCUCGCCACUGAAGCCGCCGCUGGAUUCGGGCACAUCAUCAACCAGGUCUCGUCUUUUGCACACUCCAAUACCGGCGGUCUAUCGGACAUUACGUUCCCCAUUCAACUGGGCCAAGUGAAGCACACGUCGGGAUUCUACUUUGCGCAAACGUGGUACUUUAACAUCAAGGCGUCCGAGACCGCUGCGUACAUUGGCCUGCAGCCUCGGCCUGAUUCAAAUGGCCAAACUGUCCUGCACGCUGCCUUUUCGUCGUUUGUUGCGGGAACCAAGACUACUCAUCCAAAUUGCUAUAGUGGUGCUGAUAGCGGUGCGGGCGUAAGCUGCGCGGUUGAGAUUCCCCAGGCAUCAUACGAUCACGUUUGGGACCUUACCGUCGCGUCCGUUGGAAAUAAUACCUGGAGAGGUACCAUGACUGAUUCGGUCACCAAGGCAGCCUACGAAAUAGGCGUAUGGACUAUCCCGUCUCCAGCGCUCAUCACCAAGAACCAAAUCAUCAACUUUUUCGAGUACUAUCCUUUCAACGCCGUGGGCGUUCCUGAUUGCAAAACUCUCCCAAAGGCCGACGUUACGUUUUAUCUGCCAACCUCCAAAACAGGAUCGCAUGCUUCAUACCGUACCCCGUAUGAAGUAGGGGAUUGCCAGAAGAAGGCUAAUGUGGCUUGGAAGCAGCUUGCAAGCGGCGCUUGGUCUCAAAGCGCUGGGUUUUGGUAG
Molecule: messenger RNA, 750 nt
Organism: [Torrubiella] hemipterigena
Lineage: Eukaryota; Fungi; Ascomycota; Sordariomycetes; Hypocreales; Clavicipitaceae
Source: the annotation of a GenBank genome assembly